Mytilinidion resinicola is the source of this 2080-nucleotide messenger RNA. RefSeq lists its product as uncharacterized. Gene Ontology annotation, biological process: regulation of DNA-templated transcription. Gene Ontology annotation, molecular function: zinc ion binding; DNA-binding transcription factor activity, RNA polymerase II-specific. Bases 310 to 1854 code for a protein of 514 amino acids. NCBI's taxonomy places the organism in Eukaryota, Fungi, Ascomycota, Dothideomycetes, Mytilinidiales, Mytilinidiaceae. The transcript has 3 exons. The record is from RefSeq and is a predicted model, not a curated record.
CGCCCUCCAACCAAAGCCUUGAACGCGUAUGCAUUCGUUCCACCGAGGGCUUUGCUGCACGUCCGCACUGCCACUGCGUAUUUCCCACCAAGUCAACACGGCUGUGUAGCUUCUUUCAGUCAGCCUUACCUUAGCAGCCUGAGACGUCAUACUGCUGAAGUCUCUUGGAGUGUGCGUAGGUCGAUCUAUCUGCUACUCUUGAAAUAGAAUUCGCGGUGGUAACCCAUCGUACAUAACUAAUCGGAGCCGGCCUUGACACCAGCAAUUCAGACCCUGAGCCAAGACAGUCUGCACGAAUACUCCACCUAAAUGGGCUACUUCGGACUCCCAAGCAAAGCUUGUUCGCCGUGUAGAGGCAGGAGAAUCAAAUGCGACCUGUCUACUCCUGCAUGUAGCCAAUGCGUGAGAAGCCAUCGGACGUGCUUUGGCUACCGCAAUCCGGUAGAUUUGCUUUUUCACGAUCAGAGCGAAGAUGUGGCUUGCAAAGCGCAGCGGCCGAAACGGGCAUCUCAGCGACGGAAGGCUGCUGAAUCUGCCAUCAUUCCGAAGGGCUCCCCUGUCACCCUGCCUUCGCCGGUGUUCUUCCCAAUAUCCGCAGAGACUCAAGCCUCAUGCUUCUUCUUCAGCAACUAUCCGUCUAAGUCUUCGAAAACGUAUAAGACUAUGUAUGAAUAUAUACCCGCACUUUACUGCACAGAAUCAUCCGAUAGCCCGCUAGUAUGCAUAGUAACCGCCCUGGGAUUGGCCGGUCUGUCCUAUCAUACGGACACAUCCGGCCUGGGAACGGCUGCUACUGCAUGGUAUGACAGAGCAUUGCGCAAGACCAACUACAAUCUGCGCCACGGGGAGCUAGCCAAGAUGGAUCAGACACUACUCGUCGUGUUGUUGCUCGGCCUAUAUGAAACCAACACCUGCCGUAAUCCCAGCUAUCGGUCGAUAGAAUCAGCGCUCACACAUGUCAAAGGCGCAACAGCAUUACUCGAUCUGCGCGGCGAAAACCAGCUCGACAGCGAGUUUGGUCGUGCCCUAUUCACCCAGGCACGUACGCAGAUCAUAACUGGAUGCUACCAAACCAAAACAUCAGUUCCAGAUGUAGUCGUUCGGCUGUCUCUAUCCCAAAGAUGCUACUACGACAGGAUCAUCGACCCCAUGGGAGACAUCAUCCUAUCUGUCUCUAACUUUUGCAAUACAAAGGCUGAAAUACCCUUCAACCCUCCAGAGUAUCAGUCGGAGAGCAUAACACGAGCCACUAUCGCUCGUUACACCUCAAUCACGAAAGCGUUUGCGAAUUGGGACCAAAGUCUUGCCGAUGGGUUCCUGCCAUCAAUCGUAACUGUACCGAAAGCCACUCCCGACGUGCUUUCCGACCACUACCACGUAUACUCAGAUAUUUGGAUUGCGGGUUUCACGAACAACUAUCGCGCCAAUAGCAUUCUUGUCCACGAAGCACUGAUCAGUCAAUUAUGCUUCCUACAAUCCCGUUACGCUCACGAUGUAAACGAGAUUCUGGAACUUGAGGAUCAAAUAUCGCAUUCUCGCACCAUCAUCUUCUCUGAUAUUGAGGCUGUCUGUGCGAGCGUUCCCGGCCUCCUUCAGACCAAAUCAGCUGCAGCCGGCGUCGGCCUGCUUUGGAUUCUGUAUCUAUCCGCUCAAGUAUCACCAGGUAUAGUUCCGGUACCGGAAAAGACACGCUGCUGGAUCAUCGGGCGCUUGGAGAAGAUUGGAGCUGAAAUGGGGGUACGGCAGGCAUCCACUUUGGCGGCGCUUCUACGCAAAGAGCUGCAUCUAUGGACUGUACUAGAAGUGGAUCAAGCAUCUAUUGGAUGGACAGAGGAGAGUAUGGCGAUCAGGUGACCUAAGUCCUAGGUGUUAGGUGUACGAAUUAUGAAACAAGUCGUUGCCGGCAACGUAAUACUGUGUCUUAUUCUAUGGAGCUAUUCAAGUUGCUGAACCGUGCUAUCACCGCAAUGGAUACCAAUACAAUUCGCUCUAACCCAGUUUACUCUAAACUGAACCCAAUUUAAUUCAUGUACAUAAUGCCGCUGCAUCUUUCAAACCCCAAACACCGCAUUGAAACACU